AUGCAAGAGCCUUCAACUUUUAAAAAUCAGACCUAUAGUGAAUAUUUGGGAACCAAGCUAUAUGUACAAGUGGUAACAUGUGAAAAAGAGGUGUGCCACAGAGAACAACAGAGUUCAAAGUGGCCACCCUUUCUUAAAGGGGCAGAAUUGGGACUGACGGAAUCUGUGCCAUACAUAGACAGCCUUCUGUCUCCACUGGAAUUUUAUCGGGAGUGGGUUUGUCCAAACAAGCCAUGUAUAAUUCGGAAUGCCUUCAGUCACUGGCCAGCUCUGAAGAAGUGGACGUUACCUUAUCUCAGGAAGGUAACAGGUGCCAAAAUGGUGAGUGUGGCAGUGACACCAAAUGGUUACGCCGAUGCUGUUUAUCAGGACCGUUUUGUCAUGCCAGAGGAGAGGCACAUGCUUUUCAGCAACUUUUUGGACAUUAUGGAGAAGAAAGUGACCUCUUCAAGUAUAUUCUAUGUUCAGAAGCAGUGUUCAAACCUGACUGAGGAAUUCCCUGAACUUUUAGGUGAUGUGGAGCCUGAGAUACCAUGGAUGAGUGAGGCACUUGGAAAGAAGCCUGAUGCUGUGAAUUUCUGGCUUGGCGAGUCUACUGCUGUGACAUCUUUACAUAAAGAUCACUAUGAGAAUUUGUACUGUGUGAUUUCUGGUGAGAAACAUUUUCUGCUGCACCCACCAAGUGAUCGCCCCUUCAUCCCCUACGAGCUCUACCUACCUGCAACCUAUUGUAUAUCAGAAGAUGGUUCAUUUCAGGUUGUGGAUGAGAAGGCUGCAGAAAAGGUGCCAUGGAUUCCGUUGGAUCCUUUAAAACCAGAUCUGGAACAAUAUCCAGAGUAUGCCCAGGCAAGGCCUUUGCGGUGUACAGUGAAAGCUGGUGAAAUGUUGUACCUCCCUUCUCUCUGGUUUCAUCAUGUUCAGCAGUCUCAUGGAUGUAUUGCAGUGAAUUAUUGGUAUGACAUGGAAUAUGACUUGAAAUACAGCUAUUAUCAACUUCUAGAUUCUCUCUCAAAAGCUGUGACAUUGGUAUAGCCAGACUGGGGACACAGUCAUAAACCUUUCUCUCUGGUGUGGCUGAAUUACAUGCAUCUGUUCCUGGAGUACAAAUAUGCUUGAGUCAGAAGAGCUAAACAUUAAAUUAUCCUCAACAAAUUAUCUGUCAGAUGGAGGAUAUUUGUCCUGCUUGCCUUUGGAGAUGGUAUCAUGCAGAUUUUAAGUGAAAUUCCAAUCCAGUGUCUGUCUUAUUUGGCUGGACGACAGAAUUUUGCAGUUUUAAUGCUUAGCCUCACUUGCCCCAGGUUUUGGAAACAUCAGAAAUGUUAACCACGUGUGUUCCUAUCCCUUUGAAAGACUCUUUAAAGAACAUACAAAGCUUGGUCUACAGAUCUGGGUUUGGUAACUGCCAAAAUAAUGAAGCAAAAGCAGCUCUGCUAUAAACAAUGUAAUCAUCAGUGCAAGACUCCAAUUCAUUAUGAGAUGACAAUACUUUCUCAGUUUUAAUUCAUUGUGUUCAGUGACUGUGUAUAAUGCUUUUUAUGAAGAUUCAGAAUACAAACUGAGCAAUAAAAUAUCCGUGUUUUGCAAGCUUAUUUAGAUGCUAGCUAUGGGAACCUUCAACUGUUACUGGCCAGGGGAAUGAUCAGGAAAUCAUGAUCUAAUAGUGAUUAUUUUCUAUAUUAAAAACAUAUGUCUAUAUUUCAUUGUGCAGAUUGCCAAUACAGGCAGUCCCCGGGUUACGUACAAG
Messenger RNA from Pelodiscus sinensis (Chinese soft-shelled turtle), 1744 nucleotides. Lineage: Eukaryota; Metazoa; Chordata; Testudines; Trionychidae. The record is from RefSeq and is a predicted model, not a curated record.